This is a messenger RNA of Geodia barretti, 5145 nucleotides long. The record is from the annotation of a GenBank genome assembly. Lineage: Eukaryota; Metazoa; Porifera; Demospongiae; Tetractinellida; Geodiidae.
GGGUCCACACUCAGGGUCACGUGAACUUCGUUCCAAGUGCUCCAUUGUUUGGGAUGCCUACAAAAAUGAUAAAAAGCUUCCCCAAAUGCUGGAAUCUUGCAACAAUGAUCUUGAGUGGUACAAGUCUGUAAAGGAGACGCAAGCAUCAGUGGAAGUGACAUCGUAUGGGCAAAUGGACAACAUUCAUAACUUUGGUCGCUAUUUUAUUGGUGGGAAGGGAAACGUAGCUAUGGACACUAUCCAUGAUGUAAUCCAUCUCACACUGAAACCGGGAAAAGAGAAAGAGCUACUAAAGACCAGUUAUAAUCUUGAUGAACUGAGAGACUUGGAGAGUAAGAUUGUGCUCAUCACUGGAAGUAAAGCUGAGAACAGAGCAGCUGUUGACCAUUUUCUUAAUACCCUUCAUUCUGUGUGUAGAAUAGCAGAAGUCCUGAUUAAGCUCCAGCAAAGUGGAAAUGUGCGCUAUAUUGGAUGGAAACUUGGUUUUACUUGCCAGGCAGUCCUAGUGGAGAAGCUACAGAGGCAGGCUAAGGAGAUGGAAAAGGAACUUGAGGAGUGGAAUAGAGAGGUGGCUCAUGCCCGGAAAAUUUUCUAUGAACUGAACUACUACACCACACGUCAACUGCUUGUGCUCCGGAGUGGGGUGAAGAUGUCAGAACCGUCUGCAAACCCACAUCAGUGGAGACAAGUAAAGGCACUACUUGAAAGCAUCUCUCGUGAAAUAACCCAAACCAAUGUAGUAAAUGUGGUGCAUGACAUUGCCAAGAAGCCAUUGGAAGAUUUAGAAGUAGAUAUACAUUCACCAUACCCUGCUGAUAUGCCCGUCGAAAGUGUUAUAGAGCCCUCCAUAGGUGUGGCAUCUUCCCCGUCCCUAUUGCUGGAUGAACAGUUGGUCACAGAUGCAAGGCCUACUGAAGCAAACAUACCACAUGUAGGGCUUUCAAAAGAAGACCUAAGUGUUGAGCAAAAAACACACUUUACUAAUAUAUUAGAACGCUUUGGAUACUGUGAAUUGACAGCUCUAAAAGCCAUUGAGGCAGUUGAUGGUGGAGACUGGAAUGAUAUAGAAAACUGGUUGGAGUAUAAUGGAGCUGAAUUGGAAGAAAAAUUCCAGGAGGCCCAAGAAGGUGAAGAGGAUGAAGAAUCAGAAGGCUCUGUAAUUGAGGAUGAAGAGGUUGAGACUAUUUUUGAUGAUGAAGCUGCUCUAACUCAAGCAGAGAUUGAAAACACUCUAGAUGCAGAUCCUUCUCAGGCUCUUCCAGCAAGUCCUUCAUCAUCAACCCAACUCAGGUCAAGAGUUAUAGUCAUUUAUCAUCAACAUGUUGAUGAGAACAAUGAGGAAGUGCAGCAGUUGCUGGAGGCAGAAGUGGGCUCAGUUGAAGAGUGUAUCAGAGCCAUUGAAGUGUAUGGAACAGCUGACGUGGCGUUCAAUCACAUAAUGGAACUGAAAGAAAAAGAAGCUAUUUUUCAAGAUAGUCAUCUGCCUAUUAUGCCUUUUGUUCAAGGAAAUGCAUUGUCAGGUGCUUCCCAGCCAGGAAUGAUUGGAAGUCGAAAUAUUUUAAUCUCGGUAAAGAAUGUCGGGGAGCAAUAUUUGAGACUGGAGGAACUUGGUUUAGUCCUUCGCCAGCUACGCCUCAACUUUCCUGCUAAUGUGCAAAGAGAGAGAAAAAUAACUGACCUAAAGCGUGGCCAGCCUCAUCUGCUAGUUGUCACACCAGACCAGGUUCUGAGAGCUUCUCUCUCUCUCUACAUGGAGGACAGCAGUCUACCCUUGCCCACACCUGAGGAGAUGCUCAUCUGCAACCAGAACACUACUUCUGAAGAGGUAAAUCUUCUGUGGCAAAGGGCUGUGAGUGACCCAGACUCCAAAAGGAUCUUCUGUCUAGUCCAUGCUGAGAAGUUGUCCUAUCACACAGCUGACAAGGCACUUCGAUCCCUUACAGAGCAAAUUCAGAACAAAGGAGAGUUCUCCUUGGUGAUUAUUUGCAGCAGUCAAGAUGAGGAGAAAAGUCCGAUCAUAUCCAAGCUUCAUCUGUACCGUAGACCAUAUGGAUUGUCUACAGACCCUACCAAGUAUAAAGAGUAUCUGGAGAAACACUUUGUAAAUGAAGCUCAGCCAUCCUUGCUAGAGAUGGGGAUGGGGAAUGUGCAUAAUUUAUCCGCAUCUGUUGUGGAUCACAAAGGAUCACGUGUCAGGGUCAUAUCCUCAACUCGAGCUGGCAUGGGAAAAACACUAUAUGUUACUCGAAUGAAGGAGAAACUUCAGGCUGUGAUCCCGAGACAUAAUUCCCUCGUAACAAUCCCAGUUCAUGGUCCAAUAGUAACCGUAGAUUCUAUAAUAGAGUGUCUAGUUCAAAAUGAGGACUCCUGUGGUUAUUGUUCAAUUCUCCACUUCGACAUCUCUCCUUCGGUACUGUGGCAGAUGGACACAGUUCUAUUUUCGCUUCUUAUCAACAGAGGAUUGUGUGACAGUCAAGGUCGUGUCUGGAGGAACCACCCUUCGCAGCUCUAUGCCAUUGAAGUUACUAUUUCUGAGGCACAUGAAAAUAUGCCUGUCCCUGAGCAUCUUGUGCAAAAAGUGCUUGAAAUCCUUCCAACUGUCACCAGUGUCAAGCCAAAAGAUGCUCUCUCCCUCAUGUCACUGGCUGAGGCGGACAGUACUAAAAUAGUAAUGGACCAGAAAACAUUUUAUAGUGAGACCUUUCAGAGGGUCUACCAGUAUCUGAGACGACAUGUUGCAAACAGCAAUUUAGACUCAUUUGCUUUUGACCAUAGUAGUAUUGAAGGGACUCCCCAUGACUGUCUCCAGAUUCUUCUCAGAUUCUGUGGAGUUAAGGAUCCUUCAUGGGCAGAAAUACGACACUUCGUCACAUUUCUGGGCCUCCAGCUGCAGUCCUGUGAAAGGUCAUAUUUCACUAACCCAGAAUUUGUUGGAGACGUGAUGGAUGGUUUCAAGAGCUUUGUUGUCAGAUUCAUGAUUCAAAUGUCCAGGGACGUUUUCUCCACGUCCUCCCUUAAAGGAGAGGUAGCACAGGAAAAUGAAGAACCUGAUGAUCAAGAGCAUGAUGUUCUUCAGCAGUACGAGAUUGUUGAGAGGAAGCAAUGGGAACACAGCUCUCAUCCUUACUUGUUCUUCAACCGAGAUGGAUGAGUUUCCACAUUCGUUGGAUUGUUGUUGACUAAUCAUGUGACCUGUGUGAUCCAACUCAACGUGGAAGAGUUAUAGAAAAGAGUAUUAUGACCCAACAGCUCUACACUGGUCUAAAGGCACAGAGAGUUGACCUUUAUGAAGAUUACCGCCAAUGGCCUAAAAAUGUCAUGAUUCAGAAGAUCUCAACAGUAAUGGGUAUAGAAUGGCUCCAUGAUCCAGACCCUACUUAUGUGCUAACAGUUGAUAACCUAAUCAAAAUCUUGGCCAUUCAGAUGAGAUUCAGGUGUAGUAUUCCAGUUGUGAUAAUGGGAGAGACUGGCUGUGGGAAGACCAGACUCAUCAGGUUCAUGUGUAACCUUGCCUCUCAGGGUAGUGGCCAAAGGAACAUGCUGAUAUUAAAGGUGCAUGGUGGUACAACAGAGAAAGACAUUGUUAGGUUUCUGAGAAAGGCAGAGGAGACUGCUAAAGAGAACAGGUCCAAGAACCUGGACACAGUUGUCUUCUUUGAUGAGGCAAACGCCAGUGAUGCAAUUGGACUGAUAAAGGAGAUCAUGUGUGACAGGAGAGUUCUUGGAAACCCUGUCUCAGAGGAUCUCAAGUUCAUUGCUGCAUGUAAUCCCUACAGGAGGCAUACACGGGAGAUGAUAAAAAAAUUAUGCUCAGCUGGCCUAGGGUUCUAUGUGAGGGAGACAGAAACACAGCAGAAACUCGGAAGAAUCCCCCUGAGAGAGCUAGUGUACAGGGUGAUUGACCUUCCUCCCAGUAUGAGACCACUAGUCUAUGACUUUGGUCAACUCAACACAGAGACUGAGAGAGACUAUACCACCCAGAUAGUCCAUGACCAUGUGGGAAAGCACACAAUUCUGUCACAGCAGGACACAGGAAUAAUACCUGUCAUAGCUCGGGUGUUGGCCUGGUCCCAGAUGUAUAUGAGAGAAAGAGAGGAAGAGAUGGUGAGGUAUCGAUUUGUAUACUGUGAAAAUUUCAUUUGAAUUUUACAGGGAGAAGCGCAGAGAAAUGCUCUUGCCCACCAUGAUGAAUACCAGUUCCAGUUACUACAUCUUCGGGUGUUACUUGUCUCACUUACUACUCCUCAUUCUUGCCGUCAGUGUCUGCUAUCAUGCCAGACUUAGUGACAGGACUGGAGUUUGAGCAGAAAGUUGCUCAUGAGUUUACUGCACCACUUCGACUGUCCGGUGGAGCAGUGAGUUUCAAAACAUUAUAGAUGGUCCCAGGAGGCUCUGUUAGAGAGUAUGGUCGUUGGAGAAAACAUUGCCCACAAUGCUGCUCUGAGAGAGAAUGUGUUCAUGAUGGCAGUGUGUGUGGACCUGAGGAUUCCUCUGUCCUGGUGGGGAAACCUGGCAGCUCCAAGUCUCUGGCCAAGUCCAUUGUGGCUGACUCCAUGAGAGGACAGGCCUCUCAGGAUAAUCUCCUCAAGUCCUUCAAACAAGUACUCAUUAUGUUGUGAAUGUGCUCAAGUGUUAAUUUUUCUUCUCAGGUCCAUAUGUUCUCCUACCAGUGCAGUCAACUCUCCACUCCUCAAAGUGUAAUAGAAGUGUUCAACACAGCCCAGAGGUUCCAGAUUGACCAGGACAUCACCAAAUAUGUGUCAGUGGUGUGCUGGAUGAGGGUGGGACUGGCAGAGGACUCUCCCAACCUCCCACUUAAGGCUCUUCACCCACUACUGGAGGAUGGGACUGAAGGCUCUGAUGAAAGUGAUGAGGUUUUGACUCGGGAUAAGCGUGUAGCAUUUAUUGGACUGUCUAACUGGGCACUGGACCCAGCCAAGAUGAAUCGUGGGGUAAUGGUGACUCGUGGAGACCCAGAUAUCAAUGAACUGGUGCUCAGUGCUCAAGGAAUCUGCCAGAGUGAGACGAAUGUCAAGGAGAUGACUCAGUAGUUACUUUGAAAUACUGGCCGAGGCCUACCAUACAAUUGUGAGAAGCAGACCAGACAGUCUUUGGCCUCAGGGACUUUUACAGGUUGAAGCAACA